Molecule: messenger RNA, 1183 nt
Organism: Grus americana (Whooping crane)
Lineage: Eukaryota; Metazoa; Chordata; Aves; Gruiformes; Gruidae
Gene: PPIL6
Product: peptidylprolyl isomerase like 6
Exons: 9
Coding region: 258-962 (234 amino acids)
Biological process (GO): protein peptidyl-prolyl isomerization
Molecular function (GO): peptidyl-prolyl cis-trans isomerase activity
Source: RefSeq, a predicted model, not a curated record
CACAAAGCUUUGCUGCCGGAGCCGUGACCCCUCUGGAACCGCUCCGUCCAUGUGCCGUACCGCUCUGCCCAGGCUGCCGGUGGGAACGAUGGCUCAGCAGCACCCAGUGAACACAGCUGCGGGCUCUGAAGCUGAAGUUUCCAAGCAAGUUUGCAGAUCCUGUAAUACAGCCUUUAGUAGAAUUUGCAUGGCAUGAAUAUUUACAGGAGAAAAAGAAGGAGCUGAGAGGCGAGGUGUGGGCGUACGCCGCCUCGGUGAUGUGCUUCGUGGAUGGCCGGCUGCUGGGGGACCAGGAGGAGCUGCUCAAGUGGGCCCGCCAUGAGUGGGACUAUCGCGACUUCAAGCCCGAGGCACUUUACCAAGCGAUUGCUGAGGAUUUCUACAGCAAACACCUGAAAAACAGCCAGCACGUGUUUGUGUACCUGGAGAUAGCCAUUGAGGAACAGCCCGUCGGGAGGCUGCUGUUUGAGCUCUUUUCGGACGCGUGUCCCAGGACCUGUGAGAAUUUCCGUGCCCUGUGCGCCGGAGGAGCAAAGUCUCUCUGCGACGGCCGAGAGCUCACCUACAAAAACUCCCUUUUUCAUCGCCUGGUGAAAAACGGGUGGAUCCAAGGAGGAGACAUCAUAACUGGAAAAGGAGACAGCGGAGAGUCAAUUUAUGGUCCCACCUUUGAAGAUGUUGAAGAGCCCACUCACGAGGAGAAGCUUUCACCUUCAGGCCCUGGGACGGAUGGAGCAAAACCCGUCCGGAGGCGGCGGGUCGCCAGCCGGCUCUGCCCGGCCGAGUCGCAGCGCUGGCGGGCAGGAAAGCUGCUGGAGAUGAAAGCUUCUCCAUCCGUCACAAGGGAAGAGGGGUCCUCGGGAUGGCCAACAAGGGCCGCCACAGCAACGGCUCGCAGUUCUACAUCACCCUCCAGCCAACUCCCUACCUGGACAAAAAAUACGUGGCUUUCGGGCAGCUGAUCGAGGGCACGGAGGUCCUCCAGAGACUGGAAGCUGUACCUACGUAUAACGAAAGGCCUACGGUAGACUGCAAGAUUAUCAACUGUGGGACUUUUGAGCAGUGAUCGCCAGCUGGUUUUCCCGCCUGCUGUAAGGUAGAGCACUAUUUUCCACUCAGCUUUUUACAAACCUUGAUGGCUUUCACUUAAGGCAAAAAUAAAAGCACUUCUUGCACAUGUGAA